GCAACCAAAGUUAGCACGACGACGACAUUAAUGCCGCGUUUUAUUCUUCUACGAUAUGAUUUUAACUCUUCCAAUGUUUCCAGGAUAGUUUAGCCACAUCGCUUACAUCAUGUGCACGUUAAAGACGCUCAGAGCGUUUGUGAAUCAGCGACUAAAUGUCGCCGUGGAAGAAAUAUUUGUAGUGUUAGAAAGAACGAUAGCGGAAUACGAGGAGGAACUUUCUAGAACAAAAGAGGAGAAGGAGCGACAGCAUCAACUACUGGACGCUGUUACCGAGAAACACCAAGUUGUGUUACACGGAGCAGGUGUCAGUAAAGAAUGUCCUCUUCAGCUGCAACUGUGGCCCUCUAGGAAGGAACAGGAGGAGUCACAGCCCCCCCACAUUAAAGAGGAAGACGAGGAGCACAGAAUCAGUCCGGAGGAGGCUGACGUCACCAAGUGUCCAGUGAUUGAUGUCAUCCUGAAGAGUGAAGGUGAUGAGGUCAAAGGUGAAAGUGAGGAGAAGAGCAGCAGCUCAACACAACACAUGACAACAGAAGCUGAUGGAGACCACUGUGGAGGAUCACAAGCAGACAAGAUCUUAGCUCCACUAUCAGAUAGUGAGGACACAACGUCACACUCUCCUGACACUGAUGAUGAAGACUCUAAAGAAGAUAAGACAUGUCACACUGACAACACUCACUUCAAAUGUUCUCUAUGCGACAAAACCUUUGGCCACAAAAAGAAUCUGGGUAGACACAUGAGAUAUCACACAGAAGAGAAACCAUUCAUGUGCGCGUUCUGCGGCAAAAGAUUCUCCCAGAAGGCACAUUUGACCGGUCACGUGAGAAUACACACCGGAGAGAAACCCUUUUCCUGCUCAGUCUGCGGCAUACGCUUCCGACGGAAUCAGGAUUUAAAGGAACACGCGCGAAUACACACGGGGGAGAAACCCUUUCCUUGCUCGGUGUGCGGCAAGCGGUUCACUAAAAGGCACGGUCUAAAGAGACACAUAAGAACGCACACCGGAGAGAAACCUUUCCCUUGCUCCGUGUGCGGUAAAAGGUUUUCUAAAAAUGACGGUUUGAAGAGACACGCGAGAAUCCACACUGAAGAGAAACUUGAAAACACUUUUUAAAAAUGAGGCUAGAUAAUAUUUCUAAUACUGUGAUGAGAUGGCGACUUGUCCAGGGUGUACCCCGCCUUCCGCCCGAUUGUAGCUGAGAUAGGCUCCCGCGACCCUGAAGGGAAUAAGCGGUAGAAAAUGGAUGGAUGGAAUAUUUCUAAUAAGAAAAUAAGCGAUAAUUGUCGAGUAAUCAGUAGGAAUAUCCUCCUGAUCUUUUGUGCUCAAUAAUCGGGGUGUAACGAUACCAAAAUCACACUGUACGAUACCAUCAAGGUCUUAGGUACGAUAUCAUUGUGGUAUAUGUCCAAAAAAAUGACAUUGAGAGAGACAAAGCGACAGAAAAUGGAUGGAUUGAGGAUGUAUCAAGUAGCUUUUUCAAUUCCCCUUUAUUCCCCAUCGCCUUUGAUUACAAAACAGUUAAAAGAAAAGGUCGUAAAACAGUUUCAAGAAAAGGUGCCUGUAGAUCUCGAAUCAAGACAAGAUCUUCCUGUGGAUUACAAUACAUCAAAGAAACAGAACACCGUCAUGUUGCUUCCCAUCCUACACAGUGGAGUUUUACAAGCCUUCUUUCUUGGUAGGAUCAAAGACAGCUUUUGUCCUCUAGCAGGGCGAGCUGAACUCAAUGUAACACAACAGUUUUGUGAUAACUUAGAUACAAUUAUUCGGACACUGGGAGCAGGUGGGUAAAGUGUCUUGCCUCAAGGACACGACGGCAGUGACUAGGCUCGCAGAAGCGGGGAUCGAACCUGGAGCCCUCAAGUCACUCUACCAACCGAGCAAUGCCGCCCCACCUCGGGGAACGUGCUUUAUCAGUAUCAUGCUUCAAAAAAGCUGUGCACUACAAACAUUGUAGCCAUCAAUCCUGACUUCCUCAUUUUGUUUAGUACAAACUAUUAUAUUGAUUUUGUGUGUUUUAUAUGUUGUGCUCCUGAGGUAAUGUUGCUGAUCAAUUUGAAUACGUUGAUUACAUUUUUCAAGCCAAUGAAAACAUUUUUUUUAUUU
Nerophis lumbriciformis (worm pipefish) is the source of this 2107-nucleotide messenger RNA. The record is from RefSeq and is a predicted model, not a curated record. NCBI's taxonomy places the organism in Eukaryota, Metazoa, Chordata, Actinopteri, Syngnathiformes, Syngnathidae.